Emys orbicularis (European pond turtle) is the source of this 864-nucleotide messenger RNA. Its product is annotated as B-cell differentiation antigen CD72-like. The transcript has 7 exons. The record is from RefSeq and is a predicted model, not a curated record. Gene Ontology annotation, molecular function: transmembrane signaling receptor activity. Lineage: Eukaryota; Metazoa; Chordata; Testudines; Emydidae. Bases 1 to 864 code for a protein of 287 amino acids. Gene Ontology annotation, cellular component: plasma membrane.
AUGGCCCAGAGCGUCGUUUAUGCCGACCUGAGGUUCGUGAAGGCCCCUCGGGGGAACAGCACGUGCUCCAGGUCUCAGGAGGCAGCGCUCGCAGACGAGGACGAUGCGGAGCUCACCUACGAGAACAUCCAGCUGGCCCAGACUGGGGAGGUGAAGCGGGGGCAAGGAGCGGAGCAGAGCAAAGAGCCCGGGUGGAGCACGUGGUACCUGCCCCUCGGCCUGCUGGGGACCUGCCUCUUCCUCCUGGCCACCACCAUCGGCCUGGGGGUUCGCUACUGGCAGGUUUCCCAGCAUCUGCAGCAGGCGUCCCGAGCGCACGAGGCAGAGAGCAGCCACCUCUCCCAGCAAGUCAGCACCAAGGGGACCACCCUGGAGCAGAUGGCGAGGGAGCUGGAGCAGGCCAGGGGGGAGCUGGAGCAGACCAGGCAGGAGCUGGAGAAGAUGCGGCUGGAGGAGAACAGCACCCAGGAGCAGCUGCGACAGCGGGAGGCCGCAUUAGAGGGAUCGAAGGAGGAGCUGGCGAGGGUACAGAAGGAGAAGACAGAAAUGAAAGAGGAGUUGAAGAAAAUGGAGAGCGCCCUGUCCAGCAUCUGCCCCUGCGAGCAGACAGGGUGCUGCCCGGCAGACUGGGUGUUGUACAGAGGAAAGUGCUUGUUCGUCUCGAAGGAGAAGAAGACUUGGGAAGAAAGCAAAAAAGACUGUGAACAGAAAUGUGCUCGGCUUCUUAUUGCCAAAUCCUGGGACUCGGAGACAACGCCGAAUUUUCUGAAAAAUACUAAUGUGCAGUAUUGGAUUGGACUCUGGAGAGACUGGCAAAGGGGAUCACAGUGGAAGUGGGUUGAUAACUCGCCCUUUGAAAAGUAA